AAAGGAGAAUGUGGUGGAUGGGAAAGGGAGUCGUUGUAGCGGGGGUUACGCUGCCUCUGCCAGGGAGUGGCGCCCCGUGGUGGCGUUUGUGGGAAAAGGACAUCAGAGCCUGGUGGGCUUCAACGGCGUCUUGGGGGCGGCGUGUUUUGUCUCCACCGUAGUGGCCGGCUCCGUUUGUCUCGUAGCGGCCAGCAAGGCUCCGAGGGUCCAGUUGCACCGAUCGUCCUUUAUACGAGACCUGACCUUCUUCCUCCUCUCUGUCUUGGCACUGUGUGUGCUGGUAUGGCAACGCGCGGUGCAUCUACCACACGCACUGCUCUUCUUUGCCAUCUACCCGGCCUACUGCCUCGCUGUCGCGCUCUCCCACUGCCUGCCAACAUCGGAGGCACGCACCCCCAGAUUCCAGAUCCACCCCUUCAUCCGCUCAGUGUCUCAAGCCACGAUACCCCACUGGCUGUGGACGCAUGAACGAUCUCUCUUCCACUCGCGUCUGCACACCCACCACUACCUCCACCCCAGCACCUACCUCCCCCUCCCCUUCAUCUUCUCCCGGGAGAAUUCGGCCAAUAGCGACGCGCCACCUGGCCACGUGGAGGCCGAGGACGUGACAGCUGGCAGCUGCUCAGUGGUGCUGCCGCCCCGCCUGCUGUCCCCGCCUGUAUCCUCCUCCCCGUCCCGCACCGCUCCCCCCGUGCUCCACUCGGCUGCCUCUGCUGAUUUUUCCGGGGCUGAUGAUGCAUAUACUGCUGCUGCUGCUGGUAGUGCUGGUGCUGGUGCUGCCGGUGCUUCUACUGCUGCUGGUGGUGUGACUACUGCUGCUGCUGGUGCUGCUCGUAGUGGUGGUAACCGCUUGGCCCCGAGCGUAACAGAUGACCUGAGAGAACCGCUGUGGGGGUAUGACGAGGAGAUGGAAGACCCUGAGCUGCGCCCCUGGACCUUUGCCGGAUUCUGCGAGUACUUCAUAAAGUUCCCGCUCACGCUGCCCCUUCUCUGCUCCAUCCCAGUCCACCACAAAGACGAGUGGUCCAAACCCUUUGCACUCGCCUCCUCCCUCCUCUCGCCCCUCCUCUUCACCACCUUUGUCCUGGGUGCUGAUUCCGAUCGCCUGGCCUUUAUCCUCGCCGCUUGCCUCGGGGUUUUCCUCGCCUGUCUGACAUACUACACUACGGAAGAGGAAUCCCCGCCGCAGUCCUUUCUACCCGCUUUACUCUGGGUAACUGCCAGUUUUGCCAUGUCCGUCGUCUGGUUUUAUGCGCUCGCGAACGAACUCGUGGCGCUCCUGGUCUCCCUGGGGGUAAUCCUCGGAAUUUCCCCUCCAAUUUUGGCGCUGACCGUCCUCGCGUGGGGUAACUCAGUCGGGGAUCUAGUCGCCAAUUUGUCCUUUGCUGCCAGUGGCGACCAAUCACGGCUGCAGAUCGCCUGGUCGGGCUGCUUCGCCGGCCCUCUUUUCAACACGCUGGUCGGCCUGGGCUUGUCUUUAGUGCUCGCCUGCUGGUCCAGAUACCCUGAACCUUACGUGGUUCCUGUGGAUCACACCCUCCUAUUCACCCUCGGGUUUCUCUUCCUCGUGUUGCUCUUUGUGCUGGUUCGGCUGGGUUGGUUGGGAGACAGGGGAGAAGAUCCUGUGGGUGGGAUUGGAGGAAGGGGUGGGAUUUGGGGAGGGGAUGGGGGAGGAAGCAGGGGCAUAGGAGUGGCUGGUGGUGGUACUAAUGGGUAUGUUAGAAGUGGGGAGUUUGGUAGCAGCGGCAGUAAUGACAGCAGUAUAGGGAGGGGAAGCUCGGGCAGAGGGGGGAGCAGAGGAGUGGUGCUGGACAAGAGAACAGGAGUUGUUCUUGUGGCGGCUUACUCAAGUAGAGAGAGGAAUGAGUCAGCGGAGGGGAUGAGAUAUUGCACCUGUCUCCCCCUGCCUCUCCCCCUGCCUGUCUCCCCCUGCCUGUCUCCCCCUGCCUGUCUCCCCCUGCCUGUCUCCCCCUGCCUGUUUAAUAUUCUCUCCCCGCUUUCCCGCCUUCCCUUCCGCCCCUCUCCCCCUCGUCCCUCCUCUUCCCCCUGUCCCUCUUCUCCCACACCCAAGCAGCAAGUGCUGGUGCGUUUCUUUGGCUUUGCAGGCGAGGAGGAGAGUGGGUAUCGGCUCCAAGUGCUAGUGCGAUUCUUCGGCUUUGCAGACGAGGAAGACGAGUGGGUGUCUGCCCGCCUCUCCGUGCGCCCGCGCUCCGAGUGCGUUAUGCCGUGCUGCCUGCCUGCCUGCCUGGGGACGUGCUACCUCUCACUCACUCCCUGUCUGCUACUGAAUGUUUCCAUUCCCUCCCCCAUUAUCCUGCUGCCCACUCCCCAACCCUUCUUCUCCCCUACACCCGAGCAGCAAGUGUUGGUGCGUUUCUUUGGCUUUGCAGACGAGGAGGACGAGUGGGUAUCAGCCCGUCUCUCCGUGCGCCCACGCUCCCUCCCCUGCGAGGGCUCCGAGUGCCAAGUACUAGUGCGUUUCUUUGGCUUUGCAGACGAGGAAGACGAGUGGGUAUCUGCCCGCCUCUCCGUGCGCCCGCGCUCCAUCCCCUGCGAGGGCUCCGAGUGUGUCGCCGUGUUGCCUGGGGACGUUGUGCUCUGCUUCCAGGAAGCUUCCGACCAGGCGCUGUAUUUCGAUGCUGAUGUGAGGGAUGUGCAGAGGAGAAGGCAUGACGUGAGGGGGUGUAGGUGCCGGUUCUGGGUGCGAUACCGGCACGACAACACCGAGGAGGUGGUACCUUUGCGCAAGAUCUGCCGAAGGCCCGAAACAGAGUAUCGAGUGAAGGCAGCACAGCAGGUGACCAAGGCGGUGGGGCAAGGGGAGGGGAAGAAGGCGAGCGUGAAGCAGAGUAAAGGCAAUUAA
Messenger RNA from Closterium sp. Naga37s-1, 2863 nucleotides. The record is from the annotation of a GenBank genome assembly. NCBI's taxonomy places the organism in Eukaryota, Viridiplantae, Streptophyta, Zygnematophyceae, Desmidiales, Closteriaceae.